Molecule: messenger RNA, 3033 nt
Organism: Argentina anserina (silverweed cinquefoil)
Lineage: Eukaryota; Viridiplantae; Streptophyta; Magnoliopsida; Rosales; Rosaceae
Product: pentatricopeptide repeat-containing protein At2g17140-like
Molecular function (GO): protein binding
Source: RefSeq, a predicted model, not a curated record
AUGGAGGCAGCAGCCUCCUCACUCACCAAAGCUCUAUACAAGAACACCAACAACCCCAAACUCGCAUGGCACCUCUUCCACCGCAUCCUCUCCUCCUCCUCCUCCCACCUCUCCCUCCCCAUCAUCACCCGCAUCCUCAUCUCCGCCCAAAUGCUCCCCGAAAUCGACGCCCUCCACCGCCUCCUCCUCCACUCGCUCCGCCCUUCCCUCCUCUCCCUCGGCCGUCUCUUCGCCAAAUCAAACCUCCCCGACAAGGCCCUUUCCCACUUCAACUCUCUCCGAACCCGCUUCCCCGAUCACCCUCCUCCUCCUUGUCUCUACAAUCUCCUCCUCCAGUCUUCUCUUCGAAACAACGGCGUCGACUACGUAUUGUGGUUGUAUAAGGACAUGAUCAUCCUCGCCGGGGUUAAGCCCCAAACGUACACUUUUAAUCUCCUGAUCACCGCUCUCUGCGAUUGCGGCUGUUUGGGAGACGCACGACAGGGGUUUGAUAAAAUGCGUGACAAGGGUUGUGACCCGAAUGAGUACAGCGUCGGCAUUUUAGUUCGCGGGUAUUGUAAAGCUCGGUUAAGCGGUGCAGGGCUGGAGGUUUUGGAUGAGAUGAGGAGUUGUGGCGUUGGGGUUAAUAGGGUUGUGUUUAAUACUUUGGUUUCGAGUUUUUGUAAAGAAGGGAAGACUGAUGAGGCUGAGAGACUGGUGGAGAGGAUGAGGGAGGAGGGUAUGUUUCCGGAUGUCAUUACUUUUAAUUCUCGGAUAUCGGCUCUGUGUAAUGCAGGGAAGAUUCUUGAAGCGUCUAGAAUAUUUAGAGAUAUGCAUAUGGAUCAGGCUCUGGAGCUGCCACAGCCGAAUGUUGUGACGUAUAAUUUGAUGUUGCAAGGGUUUUGCAAGGAAGGGAUGUUGGAGGACGCAGAGAGCUUGUUUGAGUCUUUGGAAAAGGGUGUGAUUAAUUUGGAGAGGUAUAAUACAUGGUUGUUGGGUUUGGUCAGGAAUAAGAAGCUCUUGGAAGCGCGAGUGGUUCUGAAAGAGAUGGUAGAUAAGGGAAUGGAACCUAAUAUUUACUCGUAUAACAUUGUGAUAAAUGGGUUGUGCAAAAAUGGGAUGCUGCGUGAUGCAAGAAUCGUGAUGAAUCUAAUGGCAAGAAACAAUAUUUCACCAGAUACGGUCACCUACAGUACUUUAUUACAUGGAUACUGCAGUAAGGGGAAGGUAUCUGAAGCUAGCAAUGUGUUGCAAUUGCAAGAGAUGAUAAUGAAGAAUUGCUUCCCAAAUACUCAUACUUGCAACAUUCUGCUGCACAGCUUAUGGAAAGAGGGAAGAACAUCGGAAGUGGAGGAACUGCUGCGGAAGAUGAAUGAGAAAGGUUAUGGAUUAGAUACUGUGACCUGCAAUAUUGUGAUUGAUGGUCUAUGCAAUGAUGGGAAAUUGGACAAAGCAAUUGAAAUUGUAAGUGCGGCUCUUGGAAGCUUGGGGAAUUCCUUUGUUGGCCUGGUUGAUGAUAGUAAUGAUGGGAAUAAAUGCCUUCCAGAUUUGAUCUCAUAUUCAACUAUAAUUAAUGGAUUAUGCAAAGCUGGGAGGUUUGAUGAAGCUAAGAAGAAGUUCAUGGAGAUGAUGGGGAGAAAAUUGCAUCAUGAUUCAAUGAUUUAUGAUACUUUCAUACGUAACUUUUGUAAAGAAGGAAAGAUAUCGUCUGCAUUUCGGGUGUUGAAGGACAUGGAGAAGAAAGGUUGCAACAAGAGCCUUCAAACUUACAAUUCACUAAUCCUGGGCUUAGGGAGGAAAAAGCAAGUAUUUGAUUAUGGGCUGAUAAAUGAAAUGAAAGAAAGAGGAGUCCUUCCUGACGUCCAUACUUACAAUAAUAUGAUUACCUGUAACCUGUCUGUGAAGCAGAGAGAGAGAGUCAAAGAUGCAACUUUUCUUUUAGAUGAAAUGCUGCAAAAGGGCAUACCCCCGACUAUUUCUACCUUCAGCAUAUUAAUUAAAGCUUUCUGCGAGGGUUGUGAUUUUGGAGUUGCACGAGAGGUAUUUGACUUUGCUUUAAGUGUAUGUUGCCACAAGGAAGUCUUAUAUAGUAUGAUGUUUAAUGAGUUACUUGCUGGAGGGAUCACAAAAGCUACAGAACUUUUUAGAGAAGCACUGGAGAAGUACCUUUAUCUGGGAAAUUUCCUUUAUAAAGACCUCAUUGAUUGACUCUGCAAGGACGAAAAGUUAGAGGAUGCCUGUAGCAUUCUUCACAAUAUGAUGACUAAGGGAUAUGGGUUUGAUUCAGCAUCCUUUCUGCCAGUAAUUGAUGUUGGUAAAAAGGGGAAUAAGUAUGAAGCUGAUGAACUCGCUGAGAGAAUGAUGGAAAUGACAUCAGAAGGUAGGAUAGCGAAUAAGGUUCACCGAAGUCAGAGAAAUGUAAUUUGUGAAAAACCAAACUCUCAAAGUGAUUGGCAGACCAUAGUGAACAGAGAUGAUGGCAGUGGAAUCAUAUUAAAAACUCGUAAGAGGGUGCAGAAAGGCUGGGGCCGAGCAAAUCUAACGAGUUUGCAAACCCAGAAAGAUGAAUUUUUGAGUAUUGAAAGUCAAGUACCCGCUUAUUUUUUUGCCAGUGUGUUGGAGACAGUGGAUCCUUAUAAUAUUUUUCCAGUAGGACCUCAGGUCAUUAUCUUGAAUCACCCUGGCCAGAUUGGAAACGGUUAUGCUCCUGUGCUUGAUGGCCACACCUCUCACAUUGCUGUCAAGUUCAAUGAAGUUUUGACCAAGAUUGACAAACGUACUGGCAAGGAGCUCGAGAAGGAGACCAAGUUUUUGAAGAAUGUUGAUGCCAAUUUUGUUGAUAUGAUUCCCACCAAGCCCAUGGUUGUUAAAACUUUCUCCGAGUGCCCCCAACAUGGUCUUUUUGCUGUGAGGGACAUGCGCCAGACUAUUGAUGUGGGAGUCAUCAAACUGGAGAAGAAGGAUUCCUGCAGAGCCAAGGUUACCAAGUCUGCAGCCAAGAGGAAAGGAAUUAUGCGCUUUGCAGAUGCAAGUGCAGAAUUGGGUGUUCGAUAG